Molecule: messenger RNA, 1494 nt
Organism: Rhodamnia argentea
Lineage: Eukaryota; Viridiplantae; Streptophyta; Magnoliopsida; Myrtales; Myrtaceae
Exons: 6
Coding region: 1-1494 (497 amino acids)
Cellular component (GO): cytoplasm
Molecular function (GO): mRNA binding
Source: RefSeq, a predicted model, not a curated record
AUGACUUUGAGGCAAACUCCUAUAAUGAUUGUUAUGAUCAACAAAUUUUGUGGCAAACUCAUAGACUUGGUUCUUGAUGAUCAACAAGUUUUCCCAUUUGAGACUGAAGCCACAGACAAUUCAUGUAAAAUUGAUGUCAGGUCAUUGUCGAGACAGGACAUUCAAAUUCUUGUUGGUUAUGGAUGCCUUAGUGCUGACAAGAAGGUGGUUAUGGCUGCCAAACUAUUGAGAAAGCAUGUGCACCUUGAUGAAGGAGAUGUGUGUAGUUCCUGCAAUCUGAGGAGCUCCUGUGAAAAAGCCUAUCUUUUGACCAACAAAGAGGACGAAGCACGGACGAUUGAUGUAAUGCGAGUUUUGGCUACAUUUGGUCUUGAUCAUGCCCAUGGCUUAGUGGCAAAUAAACCUCUUCUGAAGCAAAAAUCUGUGAAAAUUGUUGUGCGCAAGUUGCUUCAUCAGGUUGUUAAGUUGAGUGCAGUUCCUAUUGAUCCAAACCUUCCCCCUCCAGUUAUCAAAAGACCUCCACCUAAGGUCAAACAACCUCCACCAACUCCAAAGAGACGAGUUGGACGGGAUGAUGUAGAAAUGAAGAAAGGAGACUGGUUAUGUUCUAAGUUUGACUUCAUGAAUUUUGCAAACAAUACAGUGUGCCUACAGUGUGAUGCAAAGCGUCCAAAGAGACAGCUGCUUCCAGGAGAAUGGGAAUGCCCGGAGUGCAACUUCUUAAACUACCGGAGAAAUACGGCCUGCUUCCAUUGCGAUUGCAAGCGCCCGCCUGACCAGUUCAUGGAAGACAAAUUGCAGGAAAGACAUCAGAAUCCAAGGACAAGGCUGGAGAGGACUGCCAGCCGCCCAGAAGUCUCUAAUGCAUGGAACUUUGAUUUUGAUGAUGAUGAAUGUGAUGGAGCAGAUGUUGCUGCUUUUGAGUAUGCAGACUCGUCAAUGAAGGGCAAAGAUUCCUCUUUACAUAGCCCGGAGCAGGGGAGGAAUCAUCAAGGGUUUGAAGAAGAUUUUCGUCGUGAUAAUAAAUUCCCAAGAGUUGUUAACAGAGAAUACUCUGAUUCCGAUCACGGUUCUCGUACUGGUUUUGACGAUUUUGAUGAUGAGGAAGAUGACGUGGACAGAUACGAGCUAGAUGCACGGAAUAAUCCACCGGUUAGGAAUGGGUCAUCAAUAGACUUUUCCGAGUUUGAAGGGGACUCUGGGUCUGAAGAUGGAGACGUAGACAAUAAAUCACUUGCCCGACAAAAACCAAGGUUACCCUCUCCCAAUAGGCAAUUGAAACCCUUACGUCGCAGGCCCUCUGUUCCUGGUUCAUAUGAUGAUGAAGUUGAUUUUGAUUCCGAGGAUGAGAGUUCAGUCCGUCCUAACUGGAGAUCUAGUCACGUUGCCGAUUCUAGAAAUAGAGGCGAAGCGAAGUCCUCCCGAGGUAAACUCGGGGGAUUGAGCUAUGGCUCGAUGAAGAGGCCGGGUCAGUAUUCGAUUCGGUUCUCAUAG